Messenger RNA from Phalacrocorax carbo (great cormorant), 13371 nucleotides. The record is from RefSeq and is a predicted model, not a curated record. NCBI's taxonomy places the organism in Eukaryota, Metazoa, Chordata, Aves, Suliformes, Phalacrocoracidae.
GGAUUUUUUCUAUGUGGUUUAAAAAAAUCUGUUUCCAGAUGAAAGCCUUGGCAAGGUUUUGGUGUUGCCAAGAGCAGCUCUGGAUGCAGUUGGAAAAAAUUCUGUUGAAUAAAUUAGAAAUUCAACGCUGAACAUGUGUGUCUGAGGGAAACCAGAUUUUAGACAGCUGCACUGGGGGUUCGCACAUGUACUUGGUGUGCUUGACUGCAGCUGAAUUAACAUUUACUAUCAUACCUACUGUUAACAGUUGGACUGCACAUUUCCAUCUUUUUCUUAAUAUAUUAAAAUAUCACUGUAGUUUUCAGAAGCUUGAUGAGUUACCACAUUUGCCAAACUCAAAUGAAGAAAAUUUUUUUUUUAAUGGUAUACUAAAGGGAAAUAAAUUUUAGGAGUUGGUAAACAACCUGUUGUAGGUUGUCUGUGCUUCAGUGUGUGGUUUUUAUUUGCCCUUCUGUAUGUGGAGCUGGUACUUCGCAACUGUGUAAAGAUGUUGCCUGCACUCUCAGAUGUUCAUCUUCUGCCAGAUCUUAGAAACCAUGAAGAUGCAUAAUGUUGCACCUAAUAAUGCAUGAGAGGUAGCACUCUGUUUCUUUUCUUGCUGUUAUUUAGCUGACUCAUGAAUAGUUUCCAUUUUUUUGAGUAGUUUUUUGUAGAGAGGUUUUGCAUCAUUCUUCUGAAUAAUUAAAAUUACAAAUUUCUUCUUGUACUCUGUUGCAUACAGAUGUCUUUGAAAUACUGAUGAUUAAAUUCAGUUCCACCACUAAUUUCAAAGAUUGUAAGUUCAUCUUAAAAGUACUACUCAGAUUUAGAAUCUUGGAAUGAAAACACGUUUUCAUACAUAUAGAAAGUUCCCACUUGCAUAAUGCACUGUGUUACUUGGUUACCUAGUAGUUUUAAGUACUAGGUUAGAAUGCCAAAUUUCUUACUGUGUUCUUUUUUAAAGGACAAUUCCUGGUAGAUUUUGCAACAGUAAAGUAGUUGCUUUUUGUUGAUUACUUUGAAGAGAAAAUAUUGGUAAGAAGUAAUUACAUAUUGUAGAACAUAAGCACAGGAUGGUUUACAAGUGAGUAGUUAAAUCCUUGUGUUUUACAAAGUACGUUUUUGAAGUUAAUUUUGCUUCCUUACUCCUGUUGUCCUGAAAUGACAACUUUUUGAUAAUCAUGCCUGAGUAAAAUUGAGUGAGAUUUUAAUCUGCAAUCAAGUUUUUCUGUAUUUACCUAUUUUCCAUUGAAUAAUGUGUCACUAUACUGCUGUACGUAAUUUUUUACAGUAAUGGGGGGGGAAGUGGAAAUACCUCUUAAAGAUAAUUUUUUUUUAUUCCGUCUGUGCAAAUAACGGUUUCUUGAAAAUAAAGGGCUUGAUAUGGCGAGCAGCUCUUAAGUUGAUCAUGAAACACAUGCUUGGUUAGUUAGAAGAAUCUGAAAUUGCCCAGUUUGCAAGAUAUUAGAUUGUUCAAAACUAGCCUGGACUUGAAAUGUAAGAAUAAAAUACAUGGUAAUGAGGGUUUGAGUUUUACUUCUUUCUUACGCUCCUGUGUUGCAGAGAAUGCAGAUGAGGUUUUGUUCCUGUGUAGGUAGGUUUCCUUCAGUGAAUCCAAGGCUGGCUUUUAGGAACCUGAGAGAGAACUGACUGUGUGUGUAAGGCAGUAGUUAGAGCACUUUAGCAACCUGAAGUGCAUACUGCUUAAACGGUAUGAGUUACCUAAUAUGGGGUGAAAUGGCAUCCUUUUUUUUUCUCCAUAGUUCAGAAGCACACUGAAUCGGGAUGGAAAUUUGUGUGAGGGAAAGGCUAAGGACUUCAACUCUGGGCAUUUUGCCUCUGCAGUCUGUGGAAUCACUUAACGCUGCUGUGAUCUUUUGAUGUAAUUUAAUGGGGGAUGGAUGCUUGUAUUGGGUUAACAGGGUUAUCUUACAUCUGUAUUCAAAAAGGACAUGAGGGAUAAAAAUGUCGUAAAUGUGGUCUAGCACACUCAGUUCACUACAGUACCAUUCUCUACACUGACUAUUACAGUAACUUCCAUUUCUUCUAAUUUUGUUGUUCUGAUGAUUACUGUUACAGCGGCAAUUUAUUUCUUCAGGUAUUCCAUAGUGAAGUUACUAUGAAUAUUGGGAUUGUAGAUUAAAAUUCUGGAGAAUGGUGUAGAGCAACAGAACAGUACAGAAGAUUUGAUGGCUGGGAUCCAUUAUAAAGCGUGGUGGAGGUUUCAUCAGAGUUACUGCUGGCUGGAUGUGUACAAAGUCUUACGGAACUUGAGAGGAUUAGUGGGCCUGUCUCGUAACUCAAACAGUGGUUGCUUCAGGUGCUAAGUAUGUUACUGUGUGCAAGUUUGAUUAUCUCCCACUAGAAAGCUGUAACUACAGCACUAAUUUCCUUGCUUUAAAGCAUUGAUUUCCAAAGGUCAGUGUUCACUCUUAGAAGUCAUGGGCCAGCAUGCUGCUGGUCAGGGAUCAACCCCAUGUACUUGAAUGUUAAGUUAGGAGCCUGUUGAUUUUUUAUAAUAGGUUUGCGAAUAAAUUUGUUUACUUGUGCCUUACCAAGUUUUGAUGUUGAUUGUGUCACACUUUUGGGAAUUACUGCUCUAAAUGUUGCUUUUCCAAACUAGCUGCUAUUUUAGGCUUUUUACAAAACGUGAAAAUAAUAUUUUACUGCUUUGUAUCUGAACUUAUGUAUUAAGCUCAUAUGAAAUCAUAAAGGACUCUGAGAAAAGAAAAUAAUUUUUGUGACAAGCUCGAAUAUAAUUAGAAUUUAAAAUCCAGCAUUUACAGUGGGUUUGAAUUUUUCAAUUUUAAAAAUUAUGUACAGUAUAUGAAGCAUGUAUGAAAAGUUGGACUGUUUCUGGAAAAAAUAAGUUUUAAUGAUUCUGCAGGUUGUAGGCCCUGCAUGUGUUGCAUGUUGUGGAUUGUGUAGCACGGUGAUGAAAAAUUUAGGCUGGUAGGGACCACUGGAGGUUAUCUCGCCCUGCCCCCUGCUGUAAGUAGAACUAGUGUCAAAGUUAGGACAGUUUGGUCAUGGCCAUCUGAGUUCUGAAAAUUUCCAAAGGGGGUGAUUCCAACCUAUUGAGCAUUCUUGUUUGUGAAAUUCUUUUUCCCUUAUAUCUGGUUGGGGUUUUCUGUGUUGCAUUUUUUGGCUGUUGCCUCGUGUCUUGCGGUGCAUUGAUGAGAAGAGGCUGGCUCUGCUCAUUUUAGUACCACUUUUUAGCUAGUGGCAGACUGGAGGUAGUGCCUCAGUUAGCCUUCUGUUGUCCAGGAUGCAGAAAUGUAGUUCCCUCAGCCUUUCUUAGUGUUAUGUGCCUGCAGGAUUUUAUUGGCACUUUGCUGGACUCUUUGAAGGUUUUUAAAAUUUGUUUUAGGGGUGUGUGUGUGGCAAAACUGGACACAGUAUUUCAGAUGAGAGCUUAGAAGCGAUGAGUAGAGGGGACUAAUUGCUUCUAUUGACCUGCUGCCUGCCCUGCAGCUAACGUGGGAGUUGUGGCUGUAUUAACUGUAUGUGAGUGGCUACAGUCUGACAGUUGCUUUUAAGUUGGCUGAAGCACUGCUGCCUUCCCCUGUACUUAACUACCCAGCUCCGUCAUUCCUGUUCCCUCUUGUGCGCUGGGACUAGCACCCUUAUAGCCCCAUGACAAGCCACAACCAAAUCAAGAAGUCAAUCCAAGUUGAAAUGGAUCCGUGUAUUUUGUCAGAUCAAUUUUCUGUUCAGGUGACUGUUCAAAGCCUUGAGCUGACUCGGUGAAAGUGAAUGAGUGGGUGCAGGACUGCUUUCUUCCUCUUUUGUUGGUCUGUGCUCUGUAGUGAGAGUGCUGAAAGGAAGGCAGGGGCUUUAAGGCUGAGUUACAGCAGGCCCCCAGAGGGUUGGUCUGCAUAGCUGGGAUAAUAAGUUACAGGAAGUAUCUGUGCUGGAUUGUGACUAAUCAGUAAGGAUUGACCUUCGUAAAUUAGUUGGAUGCACCAGCAGGGCUGAGUUUGGCCUGCUGAAGAUAAACUGAUAUUUUUUGGGGGGUGUUUUUAUUUAAAAGAAAAAAGACACUGUAGAACAGUAUUGAUGAUAAUUAGAUAUUUGUUAGGCUACAUUGUAACAACUCUCCAAGAGGUUGUGUGAAUCUUUCCAAUGUGUAUUUUCCCCCAGCUGUCUCUAGCAUGGGCUCUUGUCAGGCCCUGGGUGCACUGAUGGGCCCUGAUGGCCCAGGCAAGCCUCCCCUGGAGCCUGAUCCACCCACUUAGCCCAGGGCUGAAGCCCUUGUCAACUGAUCCAAAUAUAGAAGCGAGUCAAUCUUCAAGAGUCUAGGCCUGCAGUCUCCAGAUGUUCUUCAUUGCACACCCCUAUUGGUAAAAGUUUUUUGAGCAUGCACCCCCUUUAUAUGUAUAAUUAUUUACAAAUUAUAUGCAGGUACUACUGGAGUUCUAAUAUUUUCUUCCUGCACCCCAGUGGAUUGUCUUGCGCACCCACUGGGAUGCACAUGCGCCACGUGGGAGACCGCUGGUCUAGGCUACAUAACUCGAAUCCUCUAAUUCCACUGUUGUGUGAAGUUUUAUUUUCAAACUGUCUUGGCUUAGUGUGGUUUAUACCAAUUUCAUACAUCAGUCAUUGAUUUGGCCCACUGUUAACAGACGCUGAGGAGGACAGAAUUUGUAUAACUUGUGUAUAGAAAGAUAGGAAAAGCAGAAAGCUUUUCUACCAUUUGUGCUGGAGAAAAUGUGUUACUAAAAUUUUACAGGAUAGGCUUGCAUUUAUUAACACACUCUAAAAUGAUCAUCUGUGUCAAGGUCAUGUGUUGCUAAAGUUACCCUCUUUUCUAAAUGGACCGAACGUGUAGUUGCUUUUGGGUGGGCGAGGACUCGGUCUGAUUGUGCACCUCCUCUGUUGCUGUCCUGAAGUUAGCAGGAUGCUAAUCCUCAUUGAAAAUCUGCAUCAGUUAAAAAGAUUUAAAUCUGCAGUCAUGUGGUUCUGUAGAUCUUGGGUAUGUGUGGUGCAGUAGGAACAGAAUUUAGUCUAAAUAGGUAGGAUUGUUGCUUGUUUGUGAUCUUGAUUGUUCUUUCACAGACCACGUACCCCUAUGUGUGCUGUUUAAAUGGCGUGUUGGUCCUGUGGUAUGUCACACAGGCACUGCCAUGCAGCAUCAUGUUAGUGUUGUGUUACGUAGCUGUCAUGUGUGGGGGUAUUGAGAUAGUAGCCAUCUGACUGUGCUUUUUUUGCACUUUCCAAGGUGCAGGAGCAUGUAGUCCCUUAGGCUGCUAGUGCUGGUCAGAAAAAUUUAUGAAUGUAGCAAGAGCUGUGUAUGAUCGGUGUGUUGGUGGCUCUGUGGUGCUAUAUUCAUCAGCUGUAUAAAAACUGGGUAAUAGUUUUAUACAAAUUAGCUCUUUGGUAAACCAGAAUUAAAAAAAAAAAGUGAGAUAAUAUUUCUUUUUCAUGUGUGUAAAGAAUGCUAGUGAUGACAAGAAUGCUGUUCAGGCUUGUUAGGAAGAUGUACUUCUGGAGGGGCUGGCCGUGAUUCUUGGUGUUUAUAAAAAAUGUAGCUGUUUUCUGUGGGUUUUAUUGUCUGUUGUAAACUGGUAGGAGUUUACAGUAUGUUGGGUAGAUUUUUCUUGUAUCAUAUUUGUGAAAUGAGGGCAAACAACAAAACAAAUUAUUUUUUUCUAAUAAUUCCAACUGCAUGUUUGGCUAAAGGGCUGAAUAGUGAAGAAUAUGUAUUACCAUUAACAUUUUCUCUCAUUACUGUUUUAGUGCAAUUUAUUUUCCUUCUGAUAGUUACAUGCAGGUUUUCAAGAGUUCAGUGAACUUAUUCAUUUUGUCUAAUUAGUAGGUUUAAUACCCACAGGAGUACUGACUGAACAAAGUUCUAUGUGGUCGCUUUCCAUAAUGUUGAACCCUUUUUGUAGUAUAGUCACAGCGAAUAGUUUAUUUGGUAAAGCAAAGACUUUUUAUUUAAACAAUGUCAGUAUUGCCGUAUGGGAUGGGAUAAGAUUUUCAAAAGCAGACAUGCAGUGUGAAAACAAAGAUUCCGUCGACUUCUGACAGAGCUGAUUUUUACUUUGGGUUAGCCAGCAGUCUUGAAACCUUCCUCAUGAGAGACAGAUAUUCUGUUCAGCUGUUCAAGGAAGCAACAGCUUUCUGUAAGCAGUACUAGUCGUGCAGUUACAACAGAAUGCUAAUCACUUAAUGCUAAUUGCUUAUGAAUUUGUUCUUACUUACGCACGUUUACAUUUACAUCUUGUGACAUCAUAAAAUGGCAUGUUACUUGUUUAGCAUUAAAUUGCAAGAUCAGUGCUUGUGCAGGUGGCUGUAUGCAACAGUGAUGAGCAGAUGCAAUACUGAAUCAUGGGAGAAACUAUUUUUCCUAGGAUGCAUAAUCACCUCAUGAGUGCUGAUUUUGUCAGCAUUCAAAGUAGUUCUCUGUAGCUGUGCUUUGUUUUCCUGUUCCCCCAGAGAGGUGAUACUGGGGGAUCCUUAUAGUGAUGUAUGCUCUACUUCUGCUUCACCCUUGCUGUAAGCAAAAGCACAGGAGAUUGAAGAAAAAAUUUGAAUGAGGCUAUGCAUUAUAGAGGACAGGAUACCCUCUGCUAGUCUAAAGUAUAAACCAGUUUCAGAAACAGUGGAAUAUAGAAGAAUUUCAGGAAAGAGGUUACAGAAUCACAGGACAGCUGAGGUGGGAGGGGGUGGCUAGAGAUCACCUCAUCCACUGUUCUGCUCAUAGCCGGCUCAGCCAGAGCAGGCUGCUCAGGCCUGUUGUCCAGGUGCGUUCUGAAUAUCUCCAAGGAUGGAGACUCCAUAACCUUGCUGGAAAACGUGUGCUGGUAUUUGACUACCCUCAGGGUUUAAAAAAAAGGUUUUUUUUAAAAAAUGUUGAAAUAGUUUUUGGUGUUUGGGUGGAUUUUUUUGUUUGUUUGAGUUUGUGCCCGUUGCCUCUUGUUCGUUCACUGGAUACCACUGAGAAGAGUUUGGCUCUGUCUUCUUCACACUCUCCCACCAGGUCUUUAUAGCCUUAUAAGAUUGUAAGAUUCCCCCAUAGCCCUCUGUUCCCCAGGUGAAACAGUCCUUGUGCUCUCAGCCUCUUGUAUAACAGAUGCUCCAGUCCCUUCAUUGUCUUAUUCAUGGAGGUGUGUACGAGGGAGAGCCUGAAGAAUGAUUAAUUUGGAUCUGGUCAGGGGAGAGUUUCUAUUUCGCAAGAAGUAAGAGAGAGAGCAAAAUGAAUUAAAGCCAAAACUAUAUUUAAAAAUUUGAUAAGUAUGAUGGUAGACUUUUUAAGUGAAGUUGAGGAAAAAAAACAGGCAUGGAAUGCACAGUGAUCAGUUUGAUGUGGAUUAGAAGGUACUGUGGAGAUGAGAUUGGCUAACUAAAUGGAAGCCAGGGUUACCAGGUAGUUUAGGAUAUGCUAAUACUCGGUUGAUAAUUGAACUGGUGGAUAAGAUGAGAUCUUUACAGAGAGAACAAGGGAGGAUAAAGUGGUCAUAAGAGUUACCGACAGGGAAAAGGGAGAAGGUAGUCUCGGAUGAUAUUCUGAGAGUUAGGGUGAACAGGCAAACCAAGGUAUGCAAACAGAAGCUCAAAGGAACAGCAGUUGGAGUUGUCAUGGAUGAUGACGAUGAUGAAUCCUGUCUCCUUGAUCUUAUUGGGGACCCACAGGCGCUGAAUUAUUUUCUACAUGGACCUAGUAGUAAAUCUAGCAAUGAAGACUUGACUAAUGCAGAAUAUUCUGUAGCCAACUCAAAUUCAAUUUUCGCCAACUCCAAUAACACUGAUCCCAAGUCGUCUGUGAAAGGCGUAAGCGGUCAGCUUGGAGAGGGGCCUAGUGAUGGACUGCAGCUGUCCAGUAGCCUUCAGUUUCUUGAAGAUGAACUUGUAUCUUCUCCUUUACCUGAUCUUACGGAGGAUCAGCCUUUUGAUAUUCUUCAGAAGUCCUUGCAGGAGGCCAAUAUUACUGAACAGACUUUGGCGGAAGAGGCAUAUUUGGAUGCCAGUGUAGGUUCUAGCCAACAGUUUGCACAAGCUCAGCUUCAUCCUUCUUCAUCAGCAUCCUUUACUCAGGCUUCUAAUGUUUCUAAUUACUCAGGUCAGACGUUGCAACCUAUAGGAGUUACUCAAGUGGUACAGCAACCUGUUGGAGCAUCUUUUGCAAGCAAUACAGUCGGUGUGCAACAUGGCUUUAUGCAACACGUCGGAAUUAGUGUUCCCAGCCAGCAUUUGUCUAAUAGCAGCCAGAUUAGUGGUUCUGGGCAGAUACAGCUAAUUGGUUCAUUUAGUAAUCAGCCUUCCAUGAUGACCAUUAAUAACCUUGAUGGAUCUCAGAUAAUACUGAAAGGCAAUGGUCAACAAACACCUGCAAACAUGAGUAGUGGCCUCUUGGUUCAUAGACAAACUCCAAAUGGUAACUCACUGUUUGGUAACUCAAAUUCAAGUCCAGUAGCACAACCUGUAACCGUUCCGUUUAACAGCACAAAUUUUCAGACGUCAUUGCCUGUCCAUAAUAUCAUCAUUCAAAGGGGUUUGGCACCAAACUCUAACAAAGUUCCUAUUAAUAUCCAACCAAAGCCUAUCCAGAUGGGUCAGCAGCCUGCUUACAAUGUGAACAGCUUGGGAAUACAGCAACAUCAUGUACAGCAAGGGAUUCCGUUUGCUUCUGCAAACUCACCUCAGAGUUCAGUGGUUGGUCCUCAUAUGUCUGUUAAUAUUGUUAAUCAACAAAAUACGAGAAAAUCAGUUGCACCUCAGACAGUUAGCAAUGCUGGAGGUAGUAUUGUUAUCCAUUCUCCUAUGGGACAGCCUCAUGCACCUCAAAACCAGUUUCUCAUACCUACAAGUUUGUCUGUUAAUUCUAAUUCAGUUCAUCAUGUCCAGGCCAUAAAUGGACAACUUCUUCAGACUCAGCCUUCCCAGCUGGUUCCUAGCCAGGUGUCUGCUGAGCAUGUGAUGCUCAACAGGAACUCUACAAACAUGCUGAGAUCCAACCAGUCGUAUUCAGGACAGAUGCUAAAUAAUCAGAACACAGCUGUUCAGCUUGUUUCGGGCCAGACAUUCACGGCUCCUGGAAACCAAGUUAUAGUAAAUCAUGGAACUUCACAAAUUGUUGGUGGACAGGUGCCACUGCAGCAGGCAUCACCCACGGUGUUGCAUUUGUCACCCAGUCAAGCUAAUGUUCCUCAAGGUAGAUCAAGUUUUACUGCAAUGUCACCUGGGCAGUCUACAGUCUCAAAUACAUCAGCUUCUAAUCGAUUUGCUGUCGCAAGUUCUUCUGGUUCAGUACAUCCUAGCUUGGGACCAUCAGUUCAGUCUGCUGCAUCAGGAGGAAACUUUACUGGAGAUCAGCUCACGCAGAACAGAACUCAAGUUCCUGUCAGUGCAUCACAUCGUCUUCCAGCAUCCUCUUCCAAAUCUAUCAGCACCUUUAGUCACACGUCAGUUGGAGUAACACAACAACAGUUCACCUUUGGUCAGAAAAAAGCUAUGAACCAGACGUCACCAGUUUCUGCAUCGAAGACACAGGAUAAUUUGAGACAGCCUCAGCUAACAAGUCUUCUGAGCAACACACUAUCAGGACAGGACUCUGGAGGAAAAAUGGUACAGCAAUCUCUAGGAACUGCACAGCCACAAGAAAAAGUAAUAGGAUCAUCAUCAGUUCAACAGAAUAUACAGGUGGAUGGUCAUUUAGUUGGACAGAAAAGGCCUGCUGCUAAACAGUUAACUAAAGGAGCUUUUAUUCUACAGCAAUUACAGAAGGAUCAGGUGCAUGCUGUGACGCCAGAUAAGAGUCGGUUCAGAUCAUUAAAUGAUGCAGUUCAGAGACUCCUUUCAUACCAUGUGUGCCAGGGAUCGCUGCCAACAGAGGAAGACUUAAGAAAAGUGGACAGUGAAUUUGAAUCUGUAGCUACACAGCUUCUGAAGAGGACACAGGCUAUGCUGAACAAAUACAGAUGUUUGCUUAUAGAAGAUGCAAUGCGGAUAAAUCCCUCUGCAGAAAUGGUUAUGAUUGAUAGGAUGUUUAACCAGGAAGAAAGGGCAUCUCUGACCCGGGAUAAGCGUCUUGCACUAGUGGAUCCUGAUGGUUAUCAGGCCGAUUUUUGUUGUUCUGCCAAACAAUUUGAUAAAAUAGCUGAAGAAGCACAGUCCAGCAAAAGUGACCAUCAGCCUAGCAAAACAUUACCUUCUCGAAGUCAGACUACCAAAACCCAAGCUAGAGACCGACCAAAAUCCAGCUCAGCAGAGUCCACGAAUCACAGUAAACUUCCUCUAGUGCCUAACAACAUUCUGACACCACAAGAAGGAACAGCUUCUACUAAAAAAUCGGAGAGCCUCACUAAAGCUUUAAAGUUUGAAAAAGCUAAUUGUUCUUCUGAGAGCCAAUACGUGGCCCUUUCUGAAGAAAAGAUGGCUGGGAAAGAUCUUGCCAAGUCCACCGAGAAUUCUUCGAGUUCUGAAGAAUUGUCAAAAACUGUGUCAAGAGGCAGUCAUGGAACACACAAUAAAACAUCAAGGAACACAGUUCAGUCUUUCUCAAAGGUAACAUGUAAUAAUUCCCUCCAAGACAAAACUCUGAGGAGCUCUCCAAAGAAUGAGGUUUUACAUGCUGAUAACAGGAAAGGCUCUGGUGAAUCCCAGCAAGACGUACUGCUCAGUAAGAGUUUAGAAACUACAUUUAAAAACAUCUUGGAACUUAAAAAAGCUGGGAGACAGCCACAAAAUGAGGCAACAAGUAGCGGCUCAGUUGAAUUAGAAUUUCCUAAUUUUUCACCUAUUGCUUCACAGGAAAACUGCCUGGAAAAAUUUAUUCCAGACCACAGUGAAGGCAUUGUAGAAACUGACUCUAUUUUAGAAGCAGCUGUAAAUAGUAUCUUAGAGUGUUAAUAGUUAGAGUACCAUGGACAAGUUAUGUUUCUCUUAGCAGAAGCAAAUGUGAAUGACACCACAAGUACAGCCUGACAUGCAUUUAAGGUUAACCUUUCUAAACUAGAUUCUGUUCUGUGUUUGAGAGCAAUACUCAUUGUGGUUACAGUGAGAUAUCCAAGUAAAGUUAAUCCUUGUUAGAAUGCAGUCUGUUAGGGCCUUACUAUUUCAAGUAUUAUUAUGAUAGUGCUUUUGAUAAUUGUGUGGUACUGCAGCGGAACAAGGUUGCAGGUCGUUAGGCCCUAUGUAAUACGGUAAUAUACUGACAAUCACAGUCAUUUGAAAGGAUAUAUUUAUUAAGAAGAUGUUUUUAAAAAGUGAUGGAAGCAACAAUUCUCCCCUACCCUUCUCUUCCACAAAUCAUCAAUUUUUUUUGUUGUGUUUUGUUGUUUUUUUUUUUCUUUUUCCUGGAAAACCCACUGUACCUCUAUUCAGAAGUGAUUAUUUGCUUUGUUAAUGAUUCUGUGUUCUAGGAUACUUAAGUUGGAAGGAUAUCAUCAGUGUGUUUACAAGGCUUCAUAAUUUAAACUUAAAGUGCUUUUCUAUUGCUUUCUGAGCAGAAACUAGUACUUGAUGAUAUAUUUGUAGUGGGUAACUUUAGUCUGUGGGAUGAUAUUAUAUGAUCUUAGUCACAGUGGCAUGAUAUGAAGUAAUAAAUGCUUGACUAAGGAAGGUAGAAUGGAAGCCAGUAAAUGGCAAAGUGUACAGGAUGAGGCCAUGAUAGAGCCAUGAAUUUAUAUAUAUAAUACAUAUAUAUGUUAACUCUUGAGGAAGAGAUUUUGCAUUUUAUAAUUGGAUGUAGUCAGCCUUGAGUCUUUCUGAAGUGGUAUAAAUGUUUUGGUUUUUUUAUUAUUUGUUGUUUGUUUUUUUUUUAGACCAAGUGUCAAAAGCACUUUUAUUUGAAAACUGUUAUGAUAUUUGUAGCUUAUAUUUUAAAAGGACAUUAGCCUUACUCUAAUUAAAUUUAAAGGCCAGUGUUUAUUUUUUUUUUUGCUUUUUGCUGUCAGAGAAUGUUCAUUCAUCCACCGUAGCAGUCAUAAUUAUCAAGAUAUGUACAGACCAAAGUCGAUCAGCAAUCCCAUUGUUUAAACAUAUCAAAAAGUGUGUAAUUAUUAAUUCAUAUUGUAGAGCCAAAUGAAACCAUUGCAUGGUUUGUAUUUGGCUUGCUGUCAUGUUGUUAAGAUAGAAUCUUAUUAUUUUAUUUAUUUAUUUUAAUCUAUGAUUUAUUUUUUUUUUUGCUGCCCAUGCUGCUUUUUCCUAGUUUACUUUGGUCAUGAGUGCUUUUGUGCACAUAAGUACGCUGACAUCUGUCACGUGCAUAUAGUACAUAUGUCUGCUCAGGAGGAUAUAGCUUUUGUGAUUUCUAAGGUAUGCUCAUGUUUCUCCCCCAGACCUUCUCCACAAUUUCUUAGAAAAAUUACCAGCCAUUUUCCAGACUUGCUGCUGACAAUAUUCAUCAUAGAGAGGCUUGUUGUGACAAGCUGUGGUUGUCAGUCAGAUUGCCAGGAAAGAAAACAGGUGAUUUUGCUGUCACGUAAUUCAGUCCAUCUGAAUAGUGCAAAAGGAAACAGAUCCUGGUGACAGUAGAAGAUUACAGUGCAACUCGGUGUUGAGCUACAGUCUGCUGUCUGACCACUAAAGGAAACCAAACCUAGAAAGCAAUGUGAGAAAGGUGAACUCACUUAAAAUUAAUUUCCCCUUCAAAGUGAAUGGAAAUACUGGUUUUCUAUGUUGCUAAUUGCCAUUUAAAAAAAUUGUGCCAAUUUUAAAGUACAUGUUUGUAAAAACCCAACAUUCCCAAGUGUUGUAUAAAAUAUUGAAAGUAAUAAUAAGUAUUGCCAGUUUUAAAUUUUUAGUUAGGUGUCCAUAGAAUAGACUCUCAGGUGGUUAGUUGUUUUCUUAUUGGCAAAACUGACAAUAUAGUCUUCACCUAUUGCCUUUUUAGAUUUAAUAAUAUGCUCAUGGGUGUGCAUCCUGAUGCGUAUUUUAUUUUAUCAUUCUGGAAAUCUAAUCAGUCUAAACUAUCUAGGAAGGAAAACGGUAAGUUACACAGCUCUAUGUUAACUAGUUACAUUUUUCUUCUAAGGGAAAAGAAAGUAAAGUUGCACAUUCAUUGAUCCACUUGCUUUUUGUACCACCUCAAAAUGGGUUUGGGGUUUCCAGCCUCUCUACAGCAAAUACACAGUGAAGUGUCAGGCUAUGUGUCUUCUGUUGGGUCUCGUUUGGAGAUGGGGGAUGAUGGCAUACAAAAAAAUGACAAAUUACAAAAAGUGAUCAUGGCUGAUUCGGUCAGACACAUUUCUCUGAACUACUUAUGAGAGGAACCCAUUGAACAAUCCAAGCAAGAUUAACCUUAGAUUGUUGAUGUUCUGUUGUCACUCCUUUGAAUUUAAUUCUGAGGGAAUUCUGGUACGUGGUGAAGCAGUAAAUGAAAGAAUUGUAUUUUUUGUUGUGCUUAAAAAAAAAAAGUAUGAAUUUAUUAAUCAUGUGGGCUCAUGU